CUUGGUUGCUUUCAGGGGAAGAGGUAAUGUUUACAAGUUUAAUUGAACUACAAAAACCAAGCGGCACAGGGCGCCAUUGCCUGUUUUGAGGGGAGAGGAGACUCCUUUCAGCAACAUUAUUCUUCACCCAGUCUAGUGUUAGGACGUUAUUUACUACAUUUCUGAUUAGACCACACCAUUAGUUGUGCUUUCUCUUCUAUUCCGGCUCUCGUAAGGAGUUAGAAACUGUUGGUGACACGGUAAACUCGUCUUUAGCUGCUCGGUCAGGUACAGUUUGUUAGCUAGCUUACAUUAGCCGACCGCGACCAGUAGAUUUACGGCUUAUAUCCGUGACUGCCCUACCAGGUAGAUCAACUAAAGCUGGAGGCGCCGGUCAGCCACAAUGGUUUGGUCAAUUCACCAAUUUCUGGUUGUUGACAUUGGCAAAUAAUUCAUCUGUUUUGGGAACAAAUCAACGCAACCUUUGUUCGGCUUGUGCGCAGCCUGGCUGGUUUGGCCUGUUUCAUUGUCUCCGAACAUCGAGAACACACAAGUUGUUUUUCAGUGUCGGUAGGUUGUUUGGCUAGUUAGGCUAACACUAGCCGCGUUCGUGUAAACAAAACCCCGUCAGCUGUCGACUCCAGAUAAUCUUGAAAGCUACCUAGUGCAGUAUGGCGCAACACGACCCCUCUCAUGUAGCCAGUUCACAGAAAGCACUCAUGUUGGAGAUGAAGAGCCUUCAGGAGGAGCCUGUCGAGGGAUUCAAAAUAACACUGGUGGAUGAGGCUGAUCUGUACAAUUGGGAAGUGGCCAUUUUCGGACCCCCAAACACUCAUUAUGAAGGGGGUUAUUUUAAGGCACGGAUCAAGUUCCCCAUAGACUAUCCGUACUCCCCACCUGCCUUCCGGUUCCUCACCAAGAUGUGGCACCCCAACAUCUAUGAGAAUGGAGAUGUGUGUAUUUCUAUAUUGCACCCUCCAGUGGACGACCCUCAGAGCGGAGAGCUGCCUUCAGAGAGAUGGAAUCCCACCCAGAAUGUCCGCACCAUUUUACUGAGUGUGAUCUCACUGCUGAAUGAACCCAACACCUUCUCUCCUGCUAAUGUGGACGCCUCCGUCAUGUACCGUAAAUGGAGGGACAGCAAGGGCAAGGACCGGGAAUAUGUAGAAAUCAUCAGGAAACAGGUUAUGGCCACCAAAGCGGAAGCUGAGCGCGACGGUGUGAAAGUCCCCACCACGCUGGCCGAGUACUGCGUCCGUACGCGUGUCCCGGCUCCCGACGAGGGCUCUGACCUCUUCUAUGACUAUUACUACGAUGAUGACGAUGUGGAGGGUGAAGAUGGCGACUGCUGCUACGACGAGGACGACUCGGGCAAUGAGGAGUCGUGACAUGGUUUUUCGACGGCGCCUCCAAUCUAGCUGACAUAUGCUUUGAAGCUUCCCACUUUCAAACCAAUGAAAAGAGCAGUUUUUCCCUAAAUCUCUGAAUUAUUCUCGGAGGUUUAAAUUGAUGCAUCGUUGUGGAAGGGUCAGUCCUGGUAAGAUUUGCACCAGCACAAAAGUCACCAGUUUUGCAAACAGUUUCCAUCAUCACCUAAAACCUUACUUUGAGAGAAUAACUUCAACUGUCGCGUAACCUUAUUGAGUUGUUCAGUCCCCUGUACAGUGUAAGGUAUUGUUGGAGUUAUACCACUGUCAACAAUAGCAACAUUUGCACUGGUGCAAACGCUUCCAAACUUUACUCAGCCUCUCUCUUGCAUAUCUUUAUUUCCCUAAUUGUAACUGGAUGUUGCUCACCAGUAGUUGGUCUGAGUGACCGACGAAUGAAGAGGACUUCAAGCAGCCUGUUGUUUGUUGUUGAGCAGCGCGCUGCAAACAUAUAGAAUCUGACAUUUUCACAGUCUGUCUCGCUUCAAAAGGGCAGGACAUGAAUUGACACGGGACGGUGUUUUUCAAAGUUCCUGUGCAUGCCAGAACAACUUUGAAAGCUUUGUGUCUCUUUUUACUGGUGGACAGUUUACCCCACACCGUGAUCUGAUCUCAGCUCGGCGAUAACAAGCACUUGCGACAAUGGAGCACUCUCUUGUCUGAGGGGAUCGUGUGGCGAGCCGAGUCAGCGGAUCGAAAUCCUCAUGUGAACACUUUUGCUAACAUGAAAUUGAUCUUUGCUGUGUUUCUUCUAGUUUACUGUUGGAUGUGUUUUCUCUGUCAUUUUGAGUGUGGGGUUAUGUUAUUUGAAGUAGCUCAGACGUAAGAGUCGUGUAGGAUGACCGAGUUUUUCGGGAGGUGGGGGGUGGGGUGGUCGGGCGGAACUAAUUACUGAUCAGAUCUGUAUUUCCUCCACAGGUUUACUCUCAGAGUGUCCUGAAGGAGCCAAAGAAACCAGUGUAAAAGAAAGCCCAAAAUAUUUUAUGACUGUUUGUUGUAUUUUUGUCUUUGUUUGCUCUCUUGCAAGCUUUCUUAUUUUCGUCUCUUUCUUAGGGUAGACAUUAUGCCUGCAGCCUCUGCUUGAGAAUGAUUUUUUGUGAUGAGAUUAUUAGGUUUAAUUGGCAAAAAAAAGUUCUCCUGUAGGAAAAGUGUCUGUCUUAAGGUGUUGUUGCAGUAUCAGUCAGGAUUAUCAAAGUGAAGUGAAGAAGAAGAAGGAGGCCAUCAUGUUUUAUUUACAUCUCUUUGUGUUCACUGAGAGUGGACGGGUUUUGAUAUAAUUUUUAGAGUGUAUGGGUGUCCUCUGUGUGUAUUGUUGCAUCAGCAAUAUUGAUUGUUUGAUUUACUUAAAUUGGGACUUCAUACUGAAUUUCUCAGGAUAAUGAAUUACACAUGAUGAAACAACUCAAACAAGCAAAUAUUUUCCUCUGCAGGUGGUCUUCAGCGUUGGUUUACAGCUUCAGCAGGAACCAUAACUGAUAUGCACAUGUAGCUGUAUGGAUGAUCACCAUAUUGUUUUAUUCACCUGUGGUUAUUUUUUAUUUUCGGCUAUUUAAAACUGAAAAAUAAAGAUUUAUUGGACAAAAGA
Lates calcarifer (barramundi perch) is the source of this 2991-nucleotide messenger RNA. Its product is annotated as ubiquitin-conjugating enzyme E2 R1. The record is from RefSeq and is a predicted model, not a curated record. Gene Ontology annotation, biological process: ubiquitin-dependent protein catabolic process; protein polyubiquitination. Bases 651 to 1367 code for a protein of 238 amino acids. The transcript has 5 exons. Gene Ontology annotation, molecular function: ubiquitin conjugating enzyme activity. NCBI's taxonomy places the organism in Eukaryota, Metazoa, Chordata, Actinopteri, Centropomidae.